AUGUCGAAAAAUCCUGAUAUUAAACAUCUCUUGGCUCCUGCUAUAGUUGUGCCACCGAAAACGAUUCACAAUGUAACUGGAGCCCAAGUCUAUCUAUCCUGUGAAGUGAAAGCAGUUCCAACACCAAUCAUCACUUGGAAGAAAGUCACUGAGUCCCCAAAGGGAGUUAGGCUCUUGGAGGAAUUGCCCGGAGACAGAGUUAACAUGGCUGUUCAGGUUCGAGGUGGUCCUUCUAAGCAUGAGAGCACCGGUUGGGUUUUGAUUAAUCCACUGACAAAAGAUGAUGAGGGCGUUUACCAGUGUCAUGCCACAAAUAUGGUGGGAGAAACACAGGCAGAGGGGACUAUUAAAGUCCUACACCAGAAUAAAAAUAAGAAGGAUCACUUCCCAGCAUCAGAAGACGCAAAGUAGUAAGGAGACAUCCUCCUGUGGGAUCGGAAUUGAACACUAUCUAGAAGCCAAUGAAUUAGUGAAUGCUUUCUUACUUUCUGAAGACUAGAAGAUACCAUCUUAAUCUUUUCUUGAGUAAUAGCGAUAUUUGUACCCCCUUUUUUAGUGUUUGAUGAAUAUUGAACAUAUAGUUAGUAUGUAACAAAGACAUAAUAAAAGCA
Molecule: messenger RNA, 611 nt
Organism: Protobothrops mucrosquamatus (brown spotted pit viper)
Lineage: Eukaryota; Metazoa; Chordata; Lepidosauria; Squamata; Viperidae
Gene: IGFBPL1
Product: insulin like growth factor binding protein like 1
Exons: 5
Coding region: 1-411 (136 amino acids)
Biological process (GO): regulation of signal transduction; regulation of cell growth
Cellular component (GO): extracellular region
Molecular function (GO): insulin-like growth factor binding
Source: RefSeq, a predicted model, not a curated record